AUGUUUUCCCAACCGCCAGGUAACACUUAAUAGAGAAUUUUACUCUUCUUGCUUUCUAGGUCCUCCACAAUUCCCUCAACAGCCUGGCUUUCCACCAAGUCAGCCCCAAUAUCCAGUUCCAACAAGUCAACCACAGCCCCCGAAUGGUAUUGCUUGUAUUAUUCGUUGAGAUCUAGGGUUGUUAAUUUGACGGAUUUUUUCAAUCUGACGUCAAAUUGGCGUCGAUUUCGUUAUUUUGAUCAAAUUGAAAAUCCUGAAAGACGAGGGUGUUUUGAUAAUUAAUAAUUCGUUUCCGAAAAUUUAUAAAACUACAAAAAAUUUAAAAAAAUUUAUGACAAAAAUUAAGCCGGUUUGACAGUGACUGACGCGUCAAAUUGACAGCUAUUAAGUUUACUUUAAAGGAUUUUGAUUAUUUUCUCGUUUUAAGGAUAUUUCCCACAGAACCCUGGACCACCUCAGAACUUUGGCCCUCCAUCGAUGUCUGGACCUCUGGGUUUCCCCUCUGGUCCAAGCGGUGGCCCUGGAAUUGCACCCGGUCCUCCAGGAAUGCCGCCAAUGGGUGUUAUGCCCCCUGGCCCACCUGGAAUGAGACCACCUUCUGGAAUGCCAGGAAUUCCCGGUCCUGCUGGUAUGCCUCCUGGCCCACCUGUAAUGGGACUUUCUUCUUCUGGAACGCCAGGAGCUGCCGGUCUUGCAGGUGUGCCUCCUGGCCCACCUGGAAUGGGGCUUCCUACUGGAAUGCCAGGAAUUCCAGGCCCUGCUGGCAUGCCCCCAGGCCCACCGGGAAUGCAACGGCCACAACAGAGAUUGGAUCCGAAUGCAAUGCCAUCAAUCGUUCAGGUUGUACAAGACGAUCGAGCGUUAUAUUCGGACACAGCUUUCCAAACGGGUUUCACGGAAGCUGCUCUCCCUCCCCUGGUAACUACAGAGUUUACUGCUUAUGAUACGGGUACGUGUUAAAUUACUACUUACGCAUUCUGAUUUUAGGUAAUGCUAAUCCUAAGUUUAUCAGAUCAUCGGUAUACACUAUGCCUGUCUCUAACGAUAUGAUCAAGAGCUACCAACUUCCCAUUACACUUUCUCUGACGCCCUUCGCUGAAUUGAACCCUAAUGAGGUAUGAUAAAACGAACGUUAACUUAUCCGCUGGUUUAGCUCCAACCACCAAUUGUUGAUUUGGGUGAAUUGGGACCAAUCAGAUGUCAAAGAUGCAAGGCGUAUAUCUCCUCAUUCAUGGAGUUUAUCGAUGGCGGUCGGCGAUUCCGUUGUCCUUUCUGUCACGCCACUACUCCCGUGGAAGACGCUUACUUUGCUCAUCUGGAUCAUACUGGAAAAAGGACUGAUGUCCAGCAACGCCCAGAACUGAUGUAUGGGUCAUACGAAUUCGUUGCGACGAAAGCUUACUGCAGUAACAACUUACUGCCACUGGAACCAGCUUUUGUUUUCUUGCUUGAUGUUUCAUAUAACAGCGUCAGAUCGGGUCUUUUGGAAACCUUUUGCUCAAAUAUUCUCGACAUCUUGAAAUAUCUACCGAAGUAAGUGGAAUUGUCAUAUUUAUUAGCUUUUUUUUAGAGACAUAAAUGCGGAAAAGCCUACGAUUAAAAUUGCUCUGGCCACUUACGAUCAGCAGAUCCACUUCUACGAUCUUUCUUCUUCUAAUCAAACUCAUAUGUGUGUGGUAUCGGAUAUCGAGGAUGUAUUUGUGCCGUUUGUGGAAGGCUUCUUUGUUGAUUAUGAAACUGCUGCAGCAAAUCUUGAGAGAUGCCUGAGGGAUAUUCGUCAGACUUUCUCUGAUACGAGAGUGACUGAGACAAUUUUGGGACCAGCUAUAAAGAUUGGACUGGAAUCUUUGAAAGCCGCUAGAAGGAGUGGAAAACUUUUUGUUUUCCACACUAAUCUCCCCACAGUUGAAGCUCCGGGCAAACUAAAGAAUCGUGAAGAUCGAAAGCUUUUGGGAACUGACAAAGAAAAGGUACGUUAAAUGUUAUCUAACAGUUAUGUUUUGAUUUUUAGCAAGUAUUGUCCCCUGGAACAGAAUAUUAUGGAAGGUUAGGUGAAGAAUGUGUCAAGCACGGAGUCGGGGUCGAUCUCUUUUUCUUCCCCAAUGCGCACAUUGACUUGGCCUCGAUUGCGCCAGUUGCCACUAUAACCGGGGGGUCAAUAUACAAGUAUCAAUAUUUUGACGUAAGUUUUUAUGAUUGCGAUGGAUACUAAUUUUUAGGCCCAUCGAGAUGGAAAACGCUUUCUGUCGGAUCUCAAACGGGAUGUUUCUCGAGUUAUCGCUUUCGACGUGAUGAUGAGGGUCAGAACGUCUACGGGAAUUCGGCCGACAGGAUUCUUCGGGUCUUUCUUCAUGCAAAAUGUGACGGCCAUUGAAAUGGGAACCCUAGAUGCCGAUAAAUCACUUCAAGUGGAGAUAAAAUACGAUGACAAAUUAAAUGAGAAUGAUCGAGCUUACAUCCAAGUUGCUACUCUUUUCACUAGUCCAAAUGGCCAACGACGACUCCGUGUCCAGAAUCUGACAUUAAAGGUGGUCUCUGAUCAUGCUGAGCUCUUCAGGAAUGUAGAUUACACAGCUGUGGUCACUCAUAUGUUUAAACUUUGUAUGUUUAAUUUCGUUAUAAUAAGUUCUGUUUAAGGUGAAAAGAUUGUCCGAGAACAAAGUCCCAAAGAUAUGCGUGACGAAUUGAUUAAUGCAUCUGCCAAGAUACUGGCCGGAUAUCGAGAGAAGUGCUCUGAUGGAGCUCCAAUUGGUCAACUCAUCUUGCCCGAAGCUCUGAAACUAUUGCCAUUAUUUGCAUGUUGUAUAUCAAAGAGUGACGCCCUGGUUGCGGGUGGUGAGAUUACAGUCGAUGACAGGGCCUGGAUGAUGAAUCUGGCCAGAUCUAUGAGGCCAGACGACGUCAUUAGAUAUCUUUAUCCUUCGGUUUAUCCCUUAACUCAAGUGAAUGUGGAGAGUAUACGAGAAUCAUUGCCAGUUUCGGUCAGAGCCAGUUUCCAAUAUUUCCAACAAGAGGAAGCAUAUCUGGUUGACAACGGAAUGAUUGCUUUCAUUUGGAUUGGACCUCAAGUCAAUAAGGAUUGGCUCCAAAAUGUGUUUGGAGUGCAUGCAAUUGAGAAUCUGGAUUCAGAAAAGGUAAACGGGAUGGGAUGUUUUAAUUUUAAUAUUGAUUUUUUUAGUCCGACGUUCCAUUGCGUGAUAAUCCGGAUUCCCAAGCUCUGCACGCUCUUCUUGAACGUCUUAAUCACCAACGUCCGCGAGUGCUGAAAGUGGUGCUAGUCAAGGCUGGAGACGGAUUGGAAUCGUGGAUGAAGAAGUUCCUGGUCGAAGAUAGAUAUGGCCAGAACAGUGUGAGCUACGUGGACUAUCUUUGUGAUGUGCAUCGAGUCAUUAGACAAUUGAUUUCGUAG
Molecule: messenger RNA, 3409 nt
Organism: Bursaphelenchus xylophilus (pine wood nematode)
Lineage: Eukaryota; Metazoa; Nematoda; Chromadorea; Rhabditida; Aphelenchoididae
Source: the annotation of a GenBank genome assembly